Micropterus dolomieu (smallmouth bass) is the source of this 592-nucleotide messenger RNA. RefSeq names its product actin-related protein 2/3 complex subunit 5-like. Gene Ontology annotation, molecular function: actin filament binding. Gene Ontology annotation, biological process: regulation of actin filament polymerization; Arp2/3 complex-mediated actin nucleation; cell migration. The transcript has 4 exons. NCBI's taxonomy places the organism in Eukaryota, Metazoa, Chordata, Actinopteri, Centrarchiformes, Centrarchidae. Bases 102 to 554 code for a protein of 150 amino acids. Gene Ontology annotation, cellular component: cytoplasm; actin cytoskeleton; Arp2/3 protein complex. The record is from RefSeq and is a predicted model, not a curated record.
GAGGAAGUGAGGAAGUGAGGAAGUGGACAGUACAUCUGCUUGUCUCUGCGGACAGAAACGCUCAUUUUGUGCGUAAAACUAUCUUUACUAUCGUGUCCAAAAUGUCUAAAAAUACAGUCUCCGACCGGUUUAGGAGAGUGGACGUUGAUGAAUACGACGAGAACAAGUUUGUGGACGAGGAAGACGGAGGAGAGAACCAGGGCGGUCCAGACGAAGCAGAAGUGGACGCUUUGCUCAGAGAGGGGAACAUGAAUGCGGCUCUCAAUGCUGUGCUAAAGAAUCCUCCAGUCAACACCAAGAACCAGAACGCCAAGGAGCGAGCGGAGCUGCUGGUGGUCAGAGUGCUGAGCGGUUUUAAGAGCAGUGACAUAGAGAAGGCCGUGGGCUCCCUGGACAGAGCCGGAGUGGACCUGCUGAUGAAGUACAUCUACAGAGGCUUUGAGAAACCGUCCGACAACAGCAGCGCUGUGCUGCUGCAGUGGCACGAAAAGGCUCUGGCAGUGGGAGGUUUGGGAUCUAUAGUUAGAGUUCUGACUGCCAGGAAGACCGUCUGAUCGUCCCAGAACCACCAGAGCCCCCCCCCCCCCCCCCC